AUGGUCAAUAUUACGGAAAAGAUCAAGGAGAUCGAGGCUGAGAUGGCCAGGACGCAGAAAUAUCAUUUAGGUCUUCUUAAAGGGUCACUCGCUCGUCUGAGAGCACAACUGCUAGAGCCAGGCCCAGGAGCAGGCGGUCCUGGCGGAGAAGGAUUCGAUGUCACCAAAAGUGGUGAUGCUCGUAUCGCACUCGUCGGGUUUCCUUCGGUUGGUAAAUCAACCUUCAUGGGCAAGAUCACAAAAACCAAAUCCGUAGUAGCGGCAUAUGCUUUCACAACACUUACUGCCAUUCCUGGUGUGCUCGAGUACGGAGGUGCUGAGAUUCAGAUUCUGGAUCUUCCGGGUAUCAUCGAAGGUGCUGCAGAAGGUAAAGGUCGUGGAAGACAAGUCAUCAGUGCCGCGAAGACCAGUGACAUGAUCUUGAUGAUCUUGGACGCAACGAAAAGAGCCGAGCAAAGAGCUCUGCUAGAAGCUGAACUGGAGGCAGUUGGUAUCAGACUUAACAAACAACCCCCGAAUAUCUACCUGAAGCACAAGAAGGCCGGCGGUAUGAAAAUCACCUUCCAAACGCCUCCUAAGAAUGGUCUUGAUGAAAAGAUGUUGUACAACAUUCUCCGCGAUUACAAAAUCUUGAAUUGCGAGGUACUCGUGCGUGACGAAAACGUCACUGUCGAUGACUUUAUCGACGUGAUCAUGAAGGACCACCGUACUUACAUCAGAUGCCUCUACGUCUACAACAAGGUCGAUGCUAUCGGUCUCGAUCAUAUGGAUAUGCUGGCAAGAGAAGCGAAUACUGUCAUCAUGAGCUGUGAGCUUGAUCUCGGCGUCAGAGACGUGGUAGAUCGCUGCUGGGAGGAGCUCCGCUUAAUUCGUGUCUACACCAAGAGGCAAGGUAUUGACCCAGACUUCAGCGAGGCGCUCAUUGUGCGUGGCAACUCGACGAUUGAAGAUGUGUGUGACUCGAUCCAUCGCACGCUCAAAGACAGCUUCAAGUAUGCUUUGGUGUGGGGAGCUUCUGCCAAACAUGUGCCUCAGAGAGUUGGUCUGAGUCACGUUGUCUGUGAUGAGGAUGUGGUGUCGAUCGUUGGCACCAAGUCUGGACUUGCAGCAAAGUAG
Aureobasidium namibiae CBS 147.97 is the source of this 1116-nucleotide messenger RNA. Its product is annotated as GTP-binding protein. Gene Ontology annotation, cellular component: cytoplasm. Gene Ontology annotation, molecular function: GTPase activity; GTP binding. Gene Ontology annotation, biological process: cytoplasmic translation. The transcript is spliced from 10 exons. Lineage: Eukaryota; Fungi; Ascomycota; Dothideomycetes; Dothideales; Saccotheciaceae. The record is from RefSeq and is a predicted model, not a curated record. The coding region runs from base 1 to 1116 and encodes 371 amino acids.